ACCCAUUAUUUCCCUAGCACAAGCUCGCUAUUGGUCUUCCCGGGGAGUCGUUUAUUGGAGAAGUUUUGCUGGAAAGUUCCCAUUUUUGUUCAUAGAUAUUCAUGAAAUUUAGCUUUUUUAUUUUUUUUUUCCUCAUCAGAAGUUUUCUUUUGAAUUCUUAUUUUGCUCUGUUCAUGGAUUGGGUCGACGCUAAAUUUAAAUAAGUUUACUGUAAUCCAUUUGAAAAAUCAGUUAAGCAGUUUUUUUGAUGACUUGCAAUUUUGUUUUGUUUUGUUAAUUAAUGUAAGAAAAUGUUAGAAUCCCUUGUUAUGUUGUUUCUGUUUCUGCUGCCGCUUCUGAUGCAAAUUUAUGAAUGGUUUUAUGAAUGGUUUUCUGUUUGUUGAGUUGUGUAGAUAAUCAAUUGUUUCGGAGUUAUUACUCUCUCCUGAUGGUAUAGUUUGGAAGGCCUGUAUUGAACAUCAUGGUUAAGUUAUUGUCAAACACGCUGUUGAAGGAGGGCAUUGAAGGUAUCCAAGCUGCUCGAUCGAGUAGAAUUGUAUCUGCAUUAUUCUACCAAGAUCACGAGGUGCUUAGCUCAUGUUCCCCACGAUCCGGAUACACAUGAAGAUUUUAGACCCAACAAUAAGCUGCAGGGUUCUGCUGUUUCUUUGAAGGAUGUUGUUGAGCAGGAUGUCAAGGAAAACCCUGUGAUGAUCUACAGGAAAGGAGUUUCUGAAUUUCCUCAAUGUGGAUUCAGUUCACUGGCAGUAAGGGUGUUGAAACAUUACACUACUGGCCAACAUUUCCUCAGAUAUUCAUUAAGGGAGAGUUUAUUGGGGGUUCAGAUAUAAUUAUGAAUAUGCACCAGGGUGGUGAACUGAAAGAAAAGCUUAAGGAUAUUGGUGCUAAGCAGAAGGCUGAAUAAUUUGAUUUUUGAUCACUUGAGUAAGUCAUUGGUGCUUUUUUAAUAGUCCAUUGUUCUUUUUAUAUGUAGUGAGAUGGAAAGUUGUCAAGUUUAUUUAAGAGUUGUUUAGGCCUUUCAUUGUUGUACCAUACAUGUGGCAUCCUUUAUAAGAGAAAUAGACUUAAUAAUCACUUGGUUGGUCCCAUUCCCGCUUAGGCAACUUCUUUUCCAGAUUUAAGAGAAACAGACUUUGUUUAGUAACUUUCUCAAUAGAUCCAUGCCUUGUUGGCUUAACAUGCCAUCAUUAGACUUAAGAGUUGUUUAUGGUCUUACUCCUAGUUUCUAAGAGGGUGAGAUUUUAGUGCUAAUUAAGUAGUAAUACAUAAAAGAGGCUUGUAAGGGAUUUUCCUGUACCUUUUAAGUGGUACACAUAAGACGAAUAGCAGCUGCUUGCUCAUGUGGAUUACUACUAGAGGACUUGUUUGUUUUGUGAAACUCUAAAGAGUCGAUGUACCUAAGAAUUUGUUUACAAAGCCUCAUAAUUAUAAGGUACUUUCAUCUAACCUUAAUAAGUUUCCUGUAUGAAU
Rubroshorea leprosula is the source of this 1470-nucleotide messenger RNA. NCBI's taxonomy places the organism in Eukaryota, Viridiplantae, Streptophyta, Magnoliopsida, Malvales, Dipterocarpaceae. The record is from the annotation of a GenBank genome assembly.